AUGUCCAAGCAACGACAAGCUAAGCCUUAUGUUGAUCGAUUUAAUGAAAGCGUGACUGGUUGGCAUCAACCAAACGAUCUAGAUCCUGUACGAACUAAACCAACGUAUCCGUCAAUUGGUACACCUCCGAAACUACGAACGUUGGUUACUCCACCGGGUACUGAAGCUUAUCGAAAUACUUAUAAUUUACGAAGAUUCAACAGUCCACUACCUAAUCUUCAUGAUUCACACACUCCUCCGGCUCGUCUCGAUACAUGGGGACUCGAGCCAGUUGACUAUCGUGCGAAUCAAGAUCUUCGCUCAUUCAUCCGACAACCAUCAUCAUUGACAAAAUAUGGUCUUGCAAAUACGAGUCAGCGACAGAAAAAAUCAUAUAUCGUGGUGCCGCGCCUAUCGAGUCUAACCAGUCCACCAGCUAAUGGAGAUAGAAUCGAUAGUCGAUUUUCUAUACCAACAAAUCGUGCAGUAGCUAGUCACGUUACAGACUCUCAAUAUAGAUAUCUGGAAAGAAUUCAAUCCUACUCACCUAACUACCAGCGCGAGCCUCCGGAUUCGACAUAUCUGCGCAAAAACGAAGCAUUUGCAAACCGUUUCAUCGACGACUUUAUCGAUAAAUGCAUUGCUGAUCAAUUCAUACCAGAUAUCUUACUUGAAGUCUUGGGCGAACUUGAUCGCGAAUACAAGAAAGAUCAAGACGCUAACAAUCCUAAAUUUGAAGCCGACGAAUACAUCACUGAGUUAAACAAACGUGUCGCAGUUAAAGGUGAUAGUGCAAAUCUAUUUUCGGACGAGUGGAUGCGUGAGCUUGAUUAUCAACGCCCGGAAAUGCCGUUAACUCAAAUUGAUUCAAAUCGCCCAUUGCAAAACCGGUUAGAUUUCCGUGAUCUUAUAUCUGAAGACAGACAGAAGCCGCGCAGCACCUAUAACGAUCCUAUGCUAACAGGUAUUGUUCAAGACGUUGUGAAUACCGAAGUUUACAGUAUGACCACAGAUAUCACACGCGAAACUGUAGCUGACAAUUUGCAGUAUGGUCGGUCCAUGCGUGAUAUUUAUCAGGAUAUUGAAUCUGAAACUAUUGGCGAAUUAUCACGUGAAACUGCAUACGAUACGACAAGUACAGAAAAGAAAUUCGUUAGUCAAGUUCAGCUAAAUUCCAUUUCGAAACAUGCGCAAAACAAACUAUUGGAUACAAUUGUCCUCGAUCAAUUAAUUCGCAAAUAUAUUGGACAAAGUGGUUCAGUUGUGGAUGUCGAUGAUCUCUCCCGUUUCUUAGAUGGUACACAUACCUAUUUGAAUCUGUAUAUCUUCUUUAUCCACGUGAUUUUAGCUACAAUACUUGAUAAUCUAAUCUACCAAUAUCAGGACAUUACAGAAAGUCGAUCACGAACGUUAGAUAACUAUGCUUUAAGAAAAUUUCAUUUGAAUUCAUUCAUGAAUAUGACAAUGGAUUUAUUACUUACUGAAUUGAGUGCUAGUCUUAUUGAAGAUAUGAAAGAUUUAGAUGAACAAGAACGUCGUGUUUUCUAA
Messenger RNA from Adineta ricciae, 1527 nucleotides. Lineage: Eukaryota; Metazoa; Rotifera; Eurotatoria; Adinetida; Adinetidae. The record is from the annotation of a GenBank genome assembly.